Messenger RNA from Ascoidea rubescens DSM 1968, 1446 nucleotides. RefSeq names its product kynureninase (gene BNA5). NCBI's taxonomy places the organism in Eukaryota, Fungi, Ascomycota, Saccharomycetes, Ascoideales, Ascoideaceae. The record is from RefSeq and is a predicted model, not a curated record. Gene Ontology annotation, cellular component: cytoplasm. Gene Ontology annotation, biological process: NAD+ biosynthetic process. Gene Ontology annotation, molecular function: pyridoxal phosphate binding; kynureninase activity. Bases 1 to 1446 code for a protein of 481 amino acids. The transcript has a single exon.
AUGGCCUCACUCUCCCUCUCCCAGCUGCUCGAUAAAGCUGCUCGUUGGGACCAGAGCUAUCCUAUCCACAAGCACCUCUUUCACGUUCCCACCUUGGGCUCUCUCGGCUGCCCUGUCGCUGCCUCUGAGGCCUCCAGCGACUGCAUAUACUUCUGUGGAAACUCAUUAGGCUUGAUGCCUCGCAAAACAAGAGAUGCUAUCAACAACGAGCUUGAUGCCUGGAGUCUGAGGGCUGUUGAUGCUCAUUUCAACCAUCCUCGUUCCGAUGGAGUCAACUGGAUGGACAUCGACCUAACUCUUCCUGAUUUGUUGACCUCUUUGUUGGGUACAACAGCCAACGAAACUGCUGUCAUGAACACCUUGACCUCCAAUUUGAACGCAUUACUAUGUGCUUUUUAUAAACCAGAAACCAAUGGCAAGAAGAACAAAAUCUUAUUUGAAAAAGGCGCUUUUCCCUCGGACUAUUAUGCUUUCUUAAACCAAGUUAGAUUACACAACUUACCUGGAAAUCCUGAAGACUAUCUUUUACAAAUUGCCCCAAAAAAAAACGAGUUCCAUCUAAACACUAGCGAUAUUGUUGAUCUAAUCACUCAAAAACACGACGAAAUUGCUUUGAUCUGCUUUCCCGGCAUCCAAUACUAUACUGGCCAAUUUUUCGAUAUUCAAAACAUUACCAAAGUCGCCCACGACUAUGACAUUAAAAUCGGCUGGGAUUUGGCUCACUGUGUAGGUAAUGUCUCCCUAGACCUACAUCAAUGGGAUGUGGAUUUCGCUUGUUUUUGCUCUUAUAAAUAUCUAAACUCAGGUCCUGGUUCAAUAGCCGGUAUUUAUGUCAAUGAAAAAUACUCAAAAGUCAAUCAAAACAACGAUAAAAAUCAACCCAAUACUGACUAUUUACCAAGAUUAGCAGGCUGGUGGGGAAAUGAUGCCUCGAAAAGAUUUCAAAUGAUUGAAAAAUUCGAACCAAUUUCAGGUGCUCUUGGUUUUAGACAAAGUAACCCCUCUGUCAUUGAUGUGGUUUCCCUCAAGACUUCUUUGGAAAUCUUUAAUCAAAUUGGGUUUCAUAACUUAGUAGAAAAAUCAAAACUUCAAUCAUCCUUUUUAUUAAACUUAUUAAGGGACUCCCAACACUAUAUCGAUCCAUCCUUUUUCAAAUCAUCUAAAGCACAUUUAGACGAAAUAGACUACCCUUCAUUCACUAUUCUAACUCCAUUCGAUCCUGAUCAAAGAGGCUGUCAAUUAUCUCUAUUAUUUUUUCCUUUGAACUCGAAAAAUAACAUAAUGAAAUCAGUCUUUAAUUAUCUCUGGAACCACGGAAUAAUUUGUGAUGAAAGAAGACCAAACGUUAUCAGAUUCGCUCCAACUCCAUUAUAUAAUACUUUUACUGAAAUAGUUCAAGUUGUAGAAAAAUUCAAUCAAGCAUUUGAUCACAUUCCCAAAAAUUAG